Lotus japonicus is the source of this 2140-nucleotide messenger RNA. RefSeq names its product putative glycerol-3-phosphate transporter 1. Gene Ontology annotation, molecular function: glucose 6-phosphate:phosphate antiporter activity. The record is from RefSeq and is a predicted model, not a curated record. Gene Ontology annotation, biological process: transmembrane transport; phosphate ion homeostasis. Gene Ontology annotation, cellular component: membrane. The transcript is spliced from 3 exons. Bases 215 to 1777 code for a protein of 520 amino acids. Lineage: Eukaryota; Viridiplantae; Streptophyta; Magnoliopsida; Fabales; Fabaceae.
CUCGUUACCACAUUGCGUUUGAAACUCGUUUUUUCUUUUCUUGUGUCACGCAAUCUCAGACUUGUUCUUUCUUCUUCUUUCAAUUCAUCAUCAUCAUCAUCGAGUUCACACCGAAGCUGAGCAGAACCCCACCUAGUCAACCUGCUCCUUGCUUCACGGUUCAAUUCCAAUAAGGGGGAAUUCAACUUCUUACUCUUUGUUGAAGAUUUGAUACAUGGGUUCAGUACCAGAACUGUUGCCUGAGAAAAGUUGCAGUAAGCUCCUUGGGAUUAGGGUCCUACAGCGCUUAAAAGGAAGUCCUGUUUCCUUCAAAACCCACCAAGCCAUUGUUUUGAUUGUAACAUUUUUAGCUUAUGCUAGUUAUCAUGCCACCAGAAAAACUACAAGUAUUGUGAAGAGUGUCCUUGAUCCUCAAUCAAAGGAUUUAGGAUUGAAUUUCUUUUCCUUGAGGCUAACCAAUAAUGUUUCUGAGUCAACUGGAUCAAGGAGAGUUUCUUCAAAUCUUGGAGCUGGUUGGGCUCCAUUUAAUGGACCAGAUGGGACAUCCAUUCUUGGUGAAUUGGAUGUUGCUUUUCUUGCAGUGUAUGCGUUUGGGAUGUAUUUUUCUGGACAUUUCGGUGACCGGUGUAAUUUGAGGAUUUUUCUAACAGUGGGUAUGCUAGGAACUGGAUUUUUCACUUCACUAUUUGGUAUAGGGUACUGGGCAAACAUCCACAACUUCUACUACUAUCUAAUUGUGCAAAUGCUUGCUGGAUUGUUUCAAUCCACUGGAUGGCCGUCGGUAGUGGCUGUCGUGGGUAACUGGUUUGGAAAGAGCAAGAGAGGGUUGAUCAUGGGAAUUUGGAAUGCUCACACUUCUGUUGGGAACAUUGCUGGUUCUUUGAUUGCUUCUGCUAUGCUGGGAUAUGGAUGGGGUUGGUCCUUUGUUGUGCCGGGACUGAUUACCGCUCUCGUUGGUUUGGUGAUUUUCCUUAUAUUGCCGGUGUCGCCCGAGUUAGCUGGAGCUGAUAGAGAGGAAGAUGAUUAUAGUUGUCCCAAAAAAGGUGGAGAUGAAGUGACAGAGCCUCUGUUAAAGCAAGAAACUCCAGUUGUGGGGGAAGCAGUUGGGUUCCUAGAGGCAUGGAAAAUUCCUGGGGUUGCUCCUUUUGCCCUUUGUCUGUUCUUUGCAAAGUUGGUUGCAUACACAUUUCUCUACUGGCUUCCAUUCUAUGUUAGCCACACAGCAAUUGAUGGAAAAUAUCUAUCUAGUGAGACAUCAGGAACCCUAUCCACUUUAUUUGAUGUCGGAGGAGUGCUGGGAGGAAUUCUAGCUGGCCACAUUUCUGAUCGGUUAGAUGCUAGAGCCAUAACAGCAGCAAGUUUCAUGUACUGUUCAAUCCCAGCUCUCUUCUUUUACCGAAGCUAUGGACACGUUUCCCUGAUCGUAAACGGAGCGCUGAUGUUCGUCACGGGCAUGUUUGUUAACGGUCCUUACGCUCUCAUAACAACCGCGGUUUCGGCUGACCUGGGAACACACAAAUCAUUGAAGGGAAAUUCACGAGCUCUGGCAACCGUCACAGCUAUCAUCGACGGAACAGGUUCCAUAGGGGCUGCAAUUGGACCGUUGUUAACCGGUUACAUAUCUGCAAAGAGUUGGAGUGCAGUUUUCACAAUGUUGAUGGGAGCAGCUCUAGUUGCAGGGCUGCUUCUAACCCGGCUUGUAAUCGCGGAGGUAGCAACAAAGAUUGAAGAGUCAAGGUCUAAUAGAACACAGGAACCACGUCCACUUGAAGUGUAAGAAUCUAAAGAGUCACAGCAAAAGUGUGUAUGAAGCCCCAUUUAUGGUUUCAGGUCAUUAAAUUAAAAAAGGACAUGCUCAAAGUGUUAAAAAAUGGAGAAGGGGUCUUUAACAUCUAACCUUCUUCAUAAGAUUGGACAGAAGGUUGAGAUGUUAUCUGUUUGUACAUUAUGUGAUAUACACAAUCACCAACUCUAGUGUAGUAGUAGUGUCAUUCCUAAACACGAGUGUUUCAACAACUUCUUGUAGUUUUUGAGUUUUGGAAGCAACCCACAUUGUUGCCUUGGCGGUCAAGAGUGAAACUUGUGAAUUUUACAAUUUGAUUGUACCAUUGUUCAAUGGCAUCUUAGCUUUUUUGUUCAA